Centropristis striata (black sea bass) is the source of this 3517-nucleotide messenger RNA. RefSeq names its product gamma-aminobutyric acid type A receptor subunit gamma2 (gene gabrg2). NCBI's taxonomy places the organism in Eukaryota, Metazoa, Chordata, Actinopteri, Perciformes, Serranidae. The transcript has 10 exons. Gene Ontology annotation, cellular component: GABA-A receptor complex; synapse; neuron projection. The coding region runs from base 482 to 1912 and encodes 476 amino acids. Gene Ontology annotation, molecular function: transmitter-gated monoatomic ion channel activity involved in regulation of postsynaptic membrane potential; inhibitory extracellular ligand-gated monoatomic ion channel activity; benzodiazepine receptor activity. The record is from RefSeq and is a predicted model, not a curated record. Gene Ontology annotation, biological process: nervous system process; chloride transport; synaptic transmission, GABAergic.
AUUUUUACUGUAGCACCAAGCUAAGGCUUUUUCCCUCUAUUCAGUGCAGCCCUGCUUCCGCUUGGUGAAACCACGCAUGUGUUGAUCCGUGCUGCAGCAACGUGCAUCAGUUCCUCUCUGACCCCACUGUUAAUCUGCAUUCAGACUGAGACUCCACUGCUUUUUUUUUUUUUCAGCUGCUCGAUAUUAAGAGUAGCAUAUUACAGGGGGGCUUCUUCUUCGCCGUCUCCGGCAGUGUUUUUUUUAGGGCCCUGCUAUAGUGCUGACGACUCGACAACAGACCAAAAAAAAAAAAAAUUCGCGACGCGAAAAUCAAGCUUUCGACUCGCAUCGAUUGUGUUUUUGGCUCAUUUCACCCCACCGCACGUCCGCCUCGGGUCUAGAUUUGCAGACCCGCUACUGCUAACGUGCGUAAUGUAUCGUAGAGAGGAAACACAGUAAAUAGACGGACACGUCCAUCUGCAAUAAAGAGGAAACGAAGAUGGUGAUGAUGGCUUCACCAAAUUUAGCCUCCAAAUGCUCGACAGCAAUGGCGAAGCCUUCCAUCCCCCUGAAGCUGUUUCUCUGGGUCUUUAUUGUCGUUAAUCUCCCUACAAGCUCCUUCCAGACUGAUGACGAUGAUGAGGUGGCUAACAAGACGUGGGUGCUGACUCCCAAAGUGUACGAGAGUGACGUCACGCACAUCCUAAACAGCCUACUAGAUGGAUAUGACAACAAGCUCAGACCUGACAUUGGAGUCAAACCGACAGUGAUCCACACAGACAUGUUUGUCAACAGCAUCGGUCCAGUAAAUGCCAUCAAUAUGGAAUACACCAUCGACAUCUUCUUUGCCCAGACCUGGUACGACAGGAGGUUAAAAUUCAACAGCACGAUGAAGGUUCUUCGUCUCAACAGCAACAUGGUGGGGAAGAUCUGGAUCCCAGACACCUUUUUCCGCAACUCGAAGAAGGCCGACGCCCACUGGAUCACCACGCCCAAUCGCAUGCUUCGAAUCUGGAACGACGGUCGGAUACUUUACACCCUCAGGUUGACCAUCGAUGCAGAGUGCCAGCUUAAACUGAACAACUUCCCAAUGGAUGAGCACUCGUGUCCCCUGGAGUUUUCAAGCUAUGGCUACCCCAGGGAGGAGAUUGUGUACAAGUGGAAGAGGAGCUCAGUGGAGGUUGGGGAUAUCCGCUCCUGGAGGCUCUACCAGUUCUCCUUCGUGGGCCUGAGGAACACCUCUGAGAUUGUCAGGACUGUCUCAGGAGACUAUGUGGUGCUGACUGUCUUCUUUGACCUGAGCAGGAGAAUGGGCUACUUCACCAUUCAAACCUACAUCCCAUGCACCCUGAUCGUUGUCCUGUCCUGGGUUUCAUUCUGGAUCAACAAGGAUGCAGUACCUGCCAGGACAUCAUUAGGCAUCACCACUGUGCUGACCAUGACCACGCUGAGUACUAUUGCUAGGAAAUCACUUCCAAAAGUGUCCUAUGUGACCGCCAUGGACCUGUUUGUGUCCGUCUGCUUCAUAUUCGUCUUCGCUGCACUUAUAGAGUAUGGCACGCUGCACUACUUUGUAAGCAACAGGAAGCCGAGCGCCAAAAAGGACAAGAAGAAGAAAAACCCGCUCCUCCGGCUCUUUUCCUCAAAGCAGACACCCACGGUAGACAUCCGUCCACGUUCGGCCACGGCCAUUCAGAUGAACAACGCCACACACAUGCAGGAGCGAGACGAGGAGUACGGCUACGAGUGUCUGGACGGGAAGGACUGCACCAGCUUCUUCUGCUGUUUCGAAGACUGCCGCUCCGGAGCUUGGCGGCACGGCAGGUUGCACAUCCGCAUCGCCAAGAUAGACUCAUAUGCACGCAUCUUCUUCCCCACUGCGUUCGGUCUCUUCAACCUGGUCUACUGGGUCUCCUAUCUCUAUCUCUAGGCGUGGGUGUUCAUCCAGGCCUUAUCAUACAGCUCAUUACAUUCUACAUAUGCUCUGUGCCAGCAAGGGACAUUGUGAAGGAGGGGACCCACUGAAACACCCACUGAUUUAUUUCAUUCCUUAGUCUAAUCUCUUUGAAUUUAGGUGGUUUUAUUUAAAAAAAACUUUGACAGACAUUGCAAAUGUUGUAGCAUUACAUUUAACUGGUAUGAGGAGUUUUGUAGAUGUGUUGUGAAGACACUGAUUGUGUGAGCAUUUUUUUUUUUUUUUUUUGGAUUUUCUGUUUGCAAUUUCUUUUUUUCUUCUCAGUGGGAUUUUUACUAAUUGCUUUAUUUUUAGACAAAUACAUUCCUUCCAUAGGGAGCAAUUUAAAUAAAUAGCAAUUCAGAUAACAACAGCAAACACCUAUCUGAAAAGAAUCUAAAUGACUUUACUUAUCAUUUCUUUUCACUUGUACUAAAACACACAAUCUGAAGCACUUUAAUAGAGCUAUGUUAGAAACUGAUGCUAAUUUAUUUUUAAUUUAUUUAGUGUUGGCACGAUUAAAACAACGCGUUUUUUCAUGUGUGGUCAGAGAGAGAUGAUGCUGUUUAUGGACAAUGCUCAAUUGUACAGACACUGUAUAUAUUUUACUAUUACAUAGUGGUUUACAUUUAUUGCAUGCACCUUUCAGGCCAAAAAUCAACAUCUUUUAUGGUCUUCUAUUGUUGGCUAUGGAAAAAUAAAUAAAAAAAGAGCACUGUUGAUUAUCAUUCGAGAUUUAAUUAUACUAUUUUCUAGGAAAAUUGGAAAAUGAAAUGAUAAAAAACGUGCCCGGUUUAUCCUUUUUGAGUUGAGAAUUCAUCUUUGCAUACAGGCGGGAGGAGCAGCCAAAACAACUGCUUUAAUCAUUUUCCUCACAGCUAUUCGCUUACGGUAUAGUAUUACACUGUCAUCAUGUGUGGAUUUACAUAAUGACACAGUUUUUUGGUUAUGCAAGUUUUUACGGGACAAACUCUACAGAACAAGUUUUCUUCUAAAAACGACUUUUUUCUUUUUUCUUUUUUUGCCCUUUACAUUAGCAGAGCGAUAACUGCAUCUGUGUAACCAGCGGGUGAGAUUCACAUAGAGUAAAACUAAUCUACACUGUAAUGUGAAUGUCAAUAAAGACAGCUGUUGGGUAUUUUUGAAAUUCCCUGCAGUGGGACAGGGUUCAUUCAAUGUGUCAUUCUUCUAAGAUGAGCAACAAAACAAAGGAAAAAAAAUAUGAAUUCAUAUCAAAUAAACAUUCAAGUAAAAAGAAAAAAAGCUUGUGUUGAGAAGAGAUGUGUAAGCCUUAUUAUCAAACAUCAAACUUCCUGUCUUGUUGAGAAGAAACACAUUCAGAAUGUAAAUUAAUACACAGUGAGGAAAUUGAUUCACUUGUUUGGGCAGAAUUGUAUUUUUUUUUUUUAUGGUUUAUUUUGACUUUGUUUCCAUUGAAAUUAGCUUUGAAUGCCGUUAUGUUACGUGACGAGAGCGGAGAUCACAGCGAAAGCGUCUGAAUUGUAAAUGUCGUGUAUGAUAACAUGUAACGCACAUGAACUACGACCCCUAACAGAUUACAGUUUUGAUAGACACCAGUAU